Messenger RNA from Ostrea edulis (European flat oyster), 3176 nucleotides. Its product is annotated as isobutyryl-CoA dehydrogenase, mitochondrial-like. The record is from RefSeq and is a predicted model, not a curated record. The transcript is spliced from 10 exons. Gene Ontology annotation, biological process: lipid metabolic process. The coding region runs from base 31 to 1311 and encodes 426 amino acids. NCBI's taxonomy places the organism in Eukaryota, Metazoa, Mollusca, Bivalvia, Ostreida, Ostreidae. Gene Ontology annotation, molecular function: acyl-CoA dehydrogenase activity; flavin adenine dinucleotide binding.
CUUCUGUCAGCGAAGAACAAAAACCUAUUAAUGAUGGCUGCACUCAGAAGGUCGACUUUGUUAUUGAAAAAUGUUUUAUGCAAUUCUCGUCCUGGGUGUUUGAAUCCCAAGAGAAAUAUUGGAGAAAUAUGGGUUGACGGAAGCUGCAUAAACCCCUCGUUGGGAUUAACAGAAGAUCAAAUGCAGAUACAAAAAGUUGCUACUGAUUUUGCAAAAUAUGAGUUGUUUCCUAAUAUGGCCAAGUGGGAUGAGGAGGAAAUUUUCCCAUUGGAUACAUUCAAGAAAGCCGGAGAACUGGGAUUUGGAGCUAUUUACUGCAAAGAAGAAAAUGGAGGCACCGGGUUAGGACGCAUGGAUGCUUCUGUCAUAUUUGAGGCCCUGUCUCAGGGAUGUGCCAGUACCACAGCAUACAUAAGUAUUCAUAAUAUGUGUGCUUGGAUGAUUGAUGAAUUUGGAAAUCACAAACUUCAGCAGAAAUGGAUUCCGCAGCUGAGUGCAAUGGACAAGCUUGCUUCUUACUGCUUAACAGAACCAAACCAUGGUAGUGACGCUGCAAAUCUCAGCACAACCGCCAUUCAACAGGGAGAUAAAUUUAUACUGAAUGGAUCUAAGGCAUUUAUCAGUGGAGGUGGAGAUACUGAUAUUUAUGUAGUCAUGUGUAGGACUGGAGAGCCAGGACCUAAAGGGAUCUCCUGUCUGUUGGUGGAAAGGGGAUCUCCUGGAUUAGCUUUUGGCAAGAAAGAAAAAAAGGUUGGCUGGAAUUCACAACCUACUAGAGCUGUGAUAUUUGAGGACUGUGAAGUACCAGUUUCUAAUCUGGUAGGAGAACUUGGGGAAGGUUUCAAGAUUGCCAUGAGAGGAUUAAAUGGUGGAAGGAUUAAUGUUGCAUCAUGCUCUUUAGGAGCUGCACAAUCUAGUAUUGAACUCACUAGGGAUCAUCUCAAAAUCAGGAAACAGUUUGGAAAGACAUUAGAUAGUUUCCAGCAUCUCCAGUUCACUUUGGCAGAAAUGGCAACAAAGCUUGUAACCUCAAGAAAUAUUGUCAGAAUGGCGGCUAAGGCUUUGGAUGAAGACUGGCCUGAGAAAGUGUCACUGUGCUCUAUGGCCAAAUAUUUUGCCACGGAAGAAUGCUCAAAGAUUUGUAACGAUGCCUUACAACUUCACGGUGGCUACGGAUAUCUGAAGGACUAUGCUGUACAACAGUAUGUAAGGGACAUCAGGGUCCACCAAAUUCUAGAAGGAUCAAAUGAAAUAAUGAGAUUGUUGAUAUCCAGGGAUUUAUUGGCCGACGGAGAACGAAAAUAUUCAUGAUGAUUGAUACAUAAUUCUAGUGCGAUUUUAUGUAUUGUCAUUUUCCUACAAGCUAAGGACUAUUUUUUUUUCCGGGAAUAAUGACACCAUUCUUUGUUUAAUACAUUUUUUUCUUGCAUAAUGUAUUUACUGAGUCAUUAAACUCACUUUCAGUCAUCUCGUUCAGCUUCCCUGUAUUGUUAGUGAUAAGCAGAGUUGAUGCAUUAUUCCAAACAAGAUUUCUGUAAUAGAACUUUUAAACAUUACAGGGUCUGUUGAAUAUUAAGGGCUGGUUUGGUUUUGAAAUCUGUCCUAAUCCUGAUGAUGAAUGUUUGUGAUGUCUCAGUAUAUAUUGACCUUAAGCAGUAUUAAUACGAUUUGUGAUUUUAUUUAUUCAGCUGACAUUUUCUGAUAAGUUUUUGUUUUAACCAGCAAAACAAUGCAGCAUUUAGUUAUGUCCUAUCAACAUGUCUACUGUCUGUCAGUCUGUCUGUAACAAUACAUCACUCCCUCAAAUUGCUUUUAAGGAGGUACUCCACAUUUUUAUCAUAAUGACCGACUUCCUUUUAAAACAUGAAUGAAAAUAUAGGUAUGAGAAAUAUUUGUCUAUUCAUUUCAAAGAUCACUGCCUAGCUGAGUAGCUCAGUAGAUUAGUACAUUGCCUGCUGUAGAUCAUGGGUUUGAGACCAGCAAAGGUUUUAAUUUUUUUUUCAGAUUGCUUUCUACUAAAAUUGCAUUUUUUGACAAAAUACAGUAAAUUUGAAAGUUUUCAAUUUCAAAAUGUUGUUAUACAUAUCCUCCACUUUUCAUCUACAUCAAAUUUCUCUUGUGUAGCAAUCAUCCUUAAAUUGAUAUUUUUGAUGAUGUUGAUCAUGUUAAUGUUGGAACUACAGUUGUGUCGAGCUGUGAUACAUAAUGCCCCUAUAGAUAUAUAGAGAGACAUGAGAUGCCCAUGUUAAAAUCCAUAUAAUUUACAUAUUUGCCUUUGCUGAAAAGUAUUAGUUAAUAACAUGAAAAAAAUGAUAUAAUUAUUUUAAAGGUAUAUACUUUUAGAGAUUGCCUGGCAAGAAAUGUCCUUAAUACUUACAUUUUUCAGAACCUACAUCUUGCAUAAAUCUCCCCAAGACAUGAACAGUCAGUCCUUUGAUUUUGUAUACAUUCGACAUGCUUAAUUGUUACAUUACAUUACAUGUUUGAAUAUAAAUAAUAAUCAAAGUCAGGUCAUUUGUUCAAAAAGAGAAAAUUAUCAGCAACAGAAAUGAUUUACAGUGUCUACAUUUUUGUACUUAACUAUAACGAAAUAGAUGAAACUUUUUUUUAGGAAGGAAGUAUUAUGUUAAAAAGUGCUGUUUAAUGUCAAACAUCUUGCAGAUCAUGAUUUAGUGAAAAAAUUCAAAAUAAUGACAGUUUGUGCACUCAAUGCAAUAAAAGAGCUGCAAAUAUAAACAUUCAAAAGAAAUUUGGAAAUAAAAGCGAGUAUGUUUGAAAUCUUGAUGGUUAUUACAUUCUGUAAAUGUAUCUAUGUUAGAUUUUGUCUGUCAAAGAUCUCCCGGCAUUGUAUGACAGGUAAAUUUUAGAUAUCAAAUUAAAUAAAUUAUUGUAGCAUUUUAUUGAUCUAAUAUCAGAUGUAUUGCUGGAUUCUUAACACAUAUCUUUCUUUGUUACUUCUUUUCAAUCAUUCAUGAACUGUAUUUCAUUAUAAAGUACUGCGUGUGUUUGGAAUAGUCACAUCUGGUCAGGGUGAAUUUUUUUUUUUUUUUGUUUAACGUAUAACCUUGUGCACUUGUUAUUAUCAGAUUUGUUCAUCAGAUUAUGGGUAUUUUACUGUCAUAAAUCAUGUUUUAUGGAGCUACAUGAUGUCUGUGAUAAUAAAAUGAAAAGUUCAA